Molecule: messenger RNA, 3251 nt
Organism: Dipodomys ordii (Ord's kangaroo rat)
Lineage: Eukaryota; Metazoa; Chordata; Mammalia; Rodentia; Heteromyidae
Gene: Ngfr
Product: nerve growth factor receptor
Exons: 6
Coding region: 50-1336 (428 amino acids)
Biological process (GO): Rho protein signal transduction
Cellular component (GO): plasma membrane; cell surface
Molecular function (GO): nerve growth factor binding; death receptor activity; coreceptor activity
Source: RefSeq, a predicted model, not a curated record
ACCGGGCUUCGGACCGAGCGGGGAGCUGGGCGCUCGCGGGAAGCUGGCGAUGGGGGCAGGUGCUGCUGGACGCGCCGAGGACCGGCCGCGCCCGCUGCUGCUGCUGCUGCUCCUGGGGGUGUCUCUCGGAAAUGCCCAGGAGGCAUGCCUCACCGGCCUGUACACCCACAGCGGAGAGUGUUGUAAAGCCUGCAACCUGGGCGAGGGUGUGGCCCAGCCUUGCGGAGCCAACCAGACUGUGUGCGAGCCCUGCCUGGACAGUGUGACAUUCUCCGACGUGGUGAGCGCCACGGAGCCAUGCAAGCCCUGCACGGAGUGUGUGGGCCUGCAGAGCAUGUCUGCACCGUGCGUGGAGGCGGAUGAUGCCGUGUGCCGCUGCGCCUACGGCUACUACCAGGAUGAGGUGACUGGCCGCUGUGAGGCGUGCAGUGUGUGUGAGGCCGGCUCGGGCCUCGUGUUCUCAUGCCAGGACAAGCAGAACACGGUGUGUGAGGAGUGCCCCGAUGGCACGUACUCUGACGAGGCCAACCACGUGGACCCGUGCCUGCCCUGCACAGUGUGCGAAGACACAGAGCGCCAGCUGCGUGAGUGCACGCGCUGGGCAGAUGCCGAGUGUGAGGAGAUCCCUGGCCGUUGGAUUACCCGUUCUACACCCUCAGACGUCUCAGACAGUACCGCUCCCAGCACCCAGGAGCCCGAGGUACCUCCAGAGAAAGAUAUUGUCGCCAGCACGGUGGCAGAUGUAGCUACCACAGUGAUGGGCAGCUCCCAGCCUGUAGUGACCCGAGGCACCACGGACAACCUCAUCCCUGUCUAUUGCUCCAUCCUGGCUGCUGUGGUUGUGGGCCUCGUGGCCUACAUUGCCUUCAAGAGGUGGAACAGUUGUAAGCAGAACAAACAAGGAGCCAACAGCCGGCCUGUGAACCAGACGCCCCCUCCUGAGGGAGAAAAACUCCACAGUGACAGUGGCAUCUCUGUGGACAGCCAGAGCCUGCAUGACCAGCAGCCUCAUACACAGACAGCCUCAGGCCAAGCCCUCAAAGGUGAAGGAGGCCUGUACAGCAGCCUGCCCCCAGCCAAGCGAGAGGAGGUGGAGAAGCUGCUCAACGGCUCUGCGGGAGAAACCUGGCGGCACCUGGCGGGUGAGCUGGGCUAUCAGCCUGAGCACAUAGACUCCUUCACCCACGAGGCAUGUCCUGUCCGCGCCCUGCUGGCCAGCUGGGCCGCCCAGGACAGCGCCACACUUGAUGCUCUUGUGGCCGCUCUGCAGCGCAUCAAGCGACCUGAUAUAGUGGACAGCUUGUGCAGCCAGUCCACAGCCACCUCCCCAGUUUGAGCCUGCCCACCGGGGAGCCCGGCCCCGCCCCCACAUUCCAAGGACUGAUGCUCCAGCCGGUCCCCAUGGAGCCUGUACCCCUGGGGUGGGCCAGCAGUCAAGAGCUGAGCUCCUCUGUGCAAGGUCUCCAAGGCCAGGCCCCCAAAUGACAGCCCUGUCACUGCUCCCCUGAGUGACCUCCUUUGCUUCUGAUCACACAUCUUCUCUAGGAAGAGAGGGGAUCUUCCCUGUUUCUGCCCCACCCCAUUGCCAGCUCAGGCCUUCCCUCCCUUGUCUCACUGCUGAGUGGGCUGGUCCCUCCCACCGUAGUGGUGUCAGAUGGGGCACUGACACCAAGGAUCGUACUGGGGGGCAGUGACAAGACCCCAGACACUCAGAAGGCGGUACUGAGGAACCAGAGCCAUGGACUCUACACUGUGAACUUGGGGAGCAGGGAGCCUCAAAGUGGCCUAAAUACUCCCUUCUUCCCUCACCCCUCAACUCUGGCCAAAGAUGAAGAGGAUCAGACGUCUGGCUCAGCUGGAAGCAGCUUUGAAACCUAAUCUUACCUGCCUCUUUUACAAGAGGCAGUAAAGCCCAGAGAGAGUCAGUGACUUGCCCCAAACCACCCAGCCAUGGGAAGGGGCCAAUAUAGGCUGGCACCUUCCUUUCUGAAUGAGCAGCCUUGGGGUUGCUGGAAGGCUGGGGUUGGGGUGAGAGGAGGGUACCAGGUGACCUUCAGGGAAAUGUCUUGAAGCCAAGUUCAUUCUACUCCCCACCCCUUCCAGCCUCAAUUCAUUCUUUAGUGGAGAGAGGUUUCUGGUCCAUGGCAUUCCCAGUAAGGUUAGGUAUGGGGUUUGCAGAAAGGAGUUCUGCUUCCUUCUGCCUGUACCCUCACCUUGGGCUUGUCCUGAGGCAUUUAUGGAGUAAUCCAUUUCUUGGCGAAGACCUGGAGCCAACCAUCCCCUAGAAUCAGCCCUAGGGGUCAGAGUCAGUGGACAGCCGCCCCUGCCAUGCACAGACACACACAGGAUGAGACAUCUUGCUUUUUCUUCAUGAAUUUCCUUCUGUGGAGCCAAGACUGGAUCCUGCCUGGGCUGCUGCCAGAGAAGCAUCCAGGGAGCUGAGCGAGGCUGGGCGGUCUUCCUUCGCCCCCAGCUUUGGCGGGCCAAGGACUGCCGAGGCUUGAGCAGGCGUCUAUCUUCCAAAGGCCAAAGUGUGGAGGAAUGCUCCCUUUCCCCUUUCCCAAAGUACAGGAUUGGCUGCACCCAGGAGGUGGUAAUGGAGGACAGCGGGCCAGUGUGGGAAUGCAUCAGGAAAGAAUGGAGUUGGCCUGUGGCCAGUGGAGGGGGGGAGGGGAGGGUGUUCCCCCACAUUUAGAGGCCCCUGCAAAGGACUGUUUUCCUUAGCAUGGCCAGAAAGGGGCAUGAGGUCUCUGUGGUUUUUCUCCCCCUUCCCGGCCUGUUCUGUUUUGCUUGCUGUUGGAAUGAGUGGGGCUCCCCCUCUAUUUUGCAUGAAGGAGCCCUAGGCAGAGUGUGUAUGGAUGGACGCAUAAGGUCUGCAUACGGGCCUAGGAGCAUUGCACGAAGAUGUAGAUGGCACUUCACAGGCCUCCGUCUGUGAGGGCCAGAGGAGCCCCACGUGCCGGCCCCUCUCCCUGGGAACCUGGGGAGUGGGCAGUCUGUAUUUAUUUUCCUCCCUAGCAGCUGGGGAGGGGGGCGUGGGGAGCUGCAAGUAUGGUUUAGCAUGUGUUUGUUUCUGGGGACCCUCCCUGCCACCCUUUGGGCCAAGAUGGAACCCUUUGUCCUUCCAUCUGGGAGCUGCAAGCCCCAGACCCCCAUGACCUUCCCUGUCACCUAACCCUUGCAUCCUGUGUAAUCAUUUCUUCAGACCUCCUGAAACCUACACAUAAAACAUAAAUGGUAAACAUUAAAUA